Molecule: messenger RNA, 1465 nt
Organism: Gasterosteus aculeatus aculeatus (three-spined stickleback)
Lineage: Eukaryota; Metazoa; Chordata; Actinopteri; Perciformes; Gasterosteidae
Gene: hes2.1
Product: hes family bHLH transcription factor 2, tandem duplicate 1
Molecular function (GO): protein dimerization activity
Source: RefSeq, a predicted model, not a curated record
GGCUGAUGAUCUCAUUCGGUGCGUCUAAAAUUCAAGCUUCUUUACGCACAGGUUUCUCCAGCUGGUUGACGCAGAUUUGUUCUAUUUGCUAUAUGUAACAUAACACAGACACGCACCGCGGUUGUUAGGCGUGGAUUAGAGUAGAAGACAGAUGGUUAUCUCACUAAAUGUGAUGGUUUUGUGUUGUUUUCCAUCGAAUACGGGCUGAGUCCAAAUCGUUUGGCGUGGGGGCGUAUCCGUGACGCAAGUUAACAGACGCCACGGACCUGCAUAUAUACCACAGCUCUUGGCCGUCAGUGACACAUCUUCACCAACUUCUGUUGUGAACACUGCUCUGGCACAAAGACGACGCUGAAAAUGUCUCCAAACAUGACUUGUGAAGCUCUCCAGUCUUUUUCCCCGAGGCUAACUGUGGCCAAAAGAAAAGAAGCUCUUGAGCUCAGAAAGACAAUGAAACCUUUAAUGGAAAAAAGAAGGCGCGCCCGAAUAAACGACAGCCUGAAUCAUUUGAAAAACCUCAUUCUUCCCCUCACAGGCAGAGAUACUCGCUACUCCAAGCUGGAGAAAGCCGAUAUCCUGGAAAUGACCGUGAGGUUCCUCGGCGACAUUCCCCCUAACACGAAAAACUCCGCAGACAGUUACAAAGAAGGCUACAAAGCCUGCCUGCAGCGCGUCUCCACCCUGCUUCCCAAAACCAGUCUGGAUCAAGACGCUUGUCAGCGGGUGAACGAAUUCGUCCAGCAGUCCAUGUCCGCCGCCGUCACCCCGACGUGCCUGAGCUGCUGUGCGCAGAGCUCCAGGACCCUCCCGCAGAUCCAACAGAGACUCCUGAGCCUCAAAUCCAGCUUCAGCUCCAGGGUGGAGAGCCAGUCCGGCAGCAGCAGCGGCGGCGCAGCGGCUCCAAGCCGCGCGCAGUCUGGGGUGCAGACGGUCAGCGCAGCCAUGUGGAGACCGUGGUAGAUUUCUUGAACUCCCAAAACCCUGUAAAAAGACUGUAAAGUGUUUCAUAUGUGUUCAGCAUGUUGAUAUAGCAUCACUUGUAAAUAUGCACGGUGAUUCACAGCCUCGCUACCAUUGAUGAAAAGCCAGAAUUCAUCGUUAAAUCGUAUUGGUUGAGUAUUAUAUACUUACGUUUUGCGCACGGGUCUAUUGUCCAGUAUAUGUUGACAAGUUUAGACAGUCGUAUUUUCUUAAAUCUGCAUGUAUGUAUACGGUUAAUAUUUAGUCCUCCUCGCGGACUAAGUGGUUAAGGGCCAUUAAAACAGCCCUGUAAGACCCAAAGGGUCAGUCUGUAUGAAUUUGCACUAAAGACAAAGAGUUCUGAGUCUGUGCAGAUGAACUGUGUAGACACAUUAUGUGUCUUUGAAAGUAUCUCUAUCGAGAUGUGUUUUAUUUUGCUAUUUACAGCAAAUGUUGUAUAUAUGUUAUAUAAAUACAAAUAAAACUACGAUGUCGUGGUAAGAUA